CGCGCACGCGCCGCGACCCGCGCCGCGCCGGCGAGGUCAGGCGGCCGGCCGGCCCGGCAGUCAGUUGUAGCGCGCGCGUGACGGCGUCACCAGGCCCCGACGACAGCUCCGGCAGUCCACUCACCUGGACCGUCCCGUCAGCCUCAGACUCCGGACUCCGACCUCAGCCGACACCAGUCUGCCCUCAACUGCCCGCUCCGCCCCGCGCAGAGAGGCGCCUCAGGACCAGACCCCGCGGCGCGCGCGCCAGUCACCCCUAGUGUCGGACCUCAGUGCCGCGCGCGGUCCGCCGCGUUCUACCGAUCCGCGCCGCGCUGGUAUGAGCUAGUGUGCCACCAUGCUGGCACGCCUGCUGGUGUUGAGUGUGUGCGUCUGGGGCCUGAGCGGCCCGGCGGCCGGGCAGCAGACAUGGACCCGCCGCGACCGCAGCGCGAAGCCGCCGGCGCAGUUCACCGGAGACAGGGACCCGCUGCUCUACAACAUGUUCGAGGUGCUCAUCUCCUCGCUCGACGACAAGUUCAAGCGGGUGGACACGAUCGAGCGCGCCAUCCACAUGGUGAUGCGACACAUGGAGAUCAUGGACAGCCGGCUGCAGGAGAGUAACAACAUGACGGCCACCAUCCUCAACAGGGUGGAGAGACUCGAGGAGCGCGUGGCCGGCCGUCCGAUCCCCUCGGGCGGAGUGCCCGCGGGAGCCACGUCCGCGGUGCCGGCGCAGCUGGAGCAGCAGCUACAGUCGCUCGACCGCCGGCUGCAGCGCAUCCAGCACACCGUGGACGAACUGGAGGUUGUGCCCGUGGACGACGUCGAGCCGAGCGCUUCCAGCCGGACCACCCAGACGACCAGCAAGAGGGGCUCUGUUCGGCCACGGGGCCGCACGACGCAGGACGUCUCACAUCAACUGGUGAAGGACGCCGAGAAGAUGGUGCAGACUAUCAACGAGGUGCGCGGCAAGGUGGUGGCGAUGGACACCAAGCUGAGCUUCCACAUGGGCCAGAUGUCGGACAACCUGUCAGCCGUCAUCAAGUCCGUGUCGGACGUGUCGGGCGUGCUGCUCGAGCCGCCGCGCACCAGCGACUCAGGCGUCGCCGGACGCUCCAAGCUCGACCUGCUCGUCAACAAGAUCGAGCCGCUCAUGGAAGUCUCCAGCAAGAUGGACGAGGUGUGGAACGUCGUCGUCGGCACCAAGUCAUCGAUCGACGACCUGGUGCCCAAGUCUGAGGAGCUGAUUCACACCACGAGCAGACAGGAGCGCGCCAUCAACAGCAUCCACAGCGACCUGCAGGAGCGCACCAAGCAGAUCAUCGACAACCUGGGCAUGGUGGAGCAGCGGCUCAAUAAGCGCGUCGACACGACGCCGGCGCGCGCCAGGGCCGUCGACGGCGACUCAGACGAGAACGAGCCGGUGACGGCGUUCAGCCAGGGCAGAGCGACCGAGAACACCAAGCGCUACAUCCGCCCGGUGGCCUUCCCGACCCGGCCGACCACCUCCACGGCGCCACUCAGCCGCGAGAGGCUCGACAAGGAGGCUCCAUUCGACCUGCUGGAUCAGCAGUUCCUGGAGGCCUUCCAGAACUACACGGCGUCGCAGACGGACGAGUCGACGACGGCGACGCCGGUGCCCCGGUCCGGUAACCGCGGCCGUCCGAACGGUAUCGUGUUCCCGGGCCGCGCGCCGCCGGCCGCCAAUAACAGCACCUUCAUCACCGGCGGCGAGCAGCAGGACAACGUCAACAUCGGGGGUUACUCGUGCGAGGAGUUCCGGGAGAAGGGCCUGAACAAGUCUGGCGUGUACUACCUGCGCAUCCACGGCACCAGCUACUGGUAUCUGCGCGUCUACUGCGACAUGGAGACGGACGGUGGCGGCUGGACGGUGGUCCAGAGGAGAGACAACUACGGCGAGGACGACCAGCAGAGCUUCAACCAGCCGUGGGAGGAAUACAAGCAGGGCUUCGGCAACCCCACCAAGGCCUUCUGGCUCGGCAACGAGAACAUCUUCAUGCUCACCAACACCGAGGACUACCAGCUCAGGAUCGAACUUGAAGACUUCGAUGGAGAGACUAGGUACGCCCAGUACAGCAACUUCAAGAUGCACGGCGAGAAGGAUAACUACAAGCUGGAGAUCGGCGGAUACGAGGGCAACGCCGGAGACUCGAUGAACGACCCGUGGUACGGCAGCAACCUGAGUCCGUUCUCCACGUACGACAGGGACAACGAUCGCUCGAGCCUCAACUGCGCGAGUAUGCUGAAGGGCGGCUGGUGGUGGCGCUCGUGCGGCCGCGGUCUCAACGGCCUCUACCUCACCGACCCCAACGACGUCAUUGCCAGACAAGGUAUCGUGUGGUACCGCUGGCGCGGCUGGGACUACUCGCUGAAGCGCUCAGUCAUGAUGAUCCGACCGAACCGACGUGCGAAGGAGGCUGUUGCAGAGGCCGACGCCGACUGAGAGCGCCGGCGUCGGUGCGGAGCCGCUGCCGCCCACAGUAUUAGCGGGGGCGGCGCCGAGCGAUCGGCCGCGGGCUGGGGCGGCCGCGGUAUCCGCGCGCGGGCCAGCCCGGCGCCCCGCCGGAGAGAUGGGAGGCGCCCUGGGCAACGGCGAGCUGAGGAGUUAUCAGAGGGCUAGGCAGCGUGAGAGCUUUAAUGGCCAAUAGGAACGACGGCAGUCGGCUGCUCUGAAGGUCAGCGCCCUACCACAAGCUUCGCAGGCACUGGCAUGCUCAUAUGAAAACCGUGAAUAGUGUCGCUUGCAGAUCCACCGAUCCGUCUAGCGCCGGCCCGCCGGACCGGACAUCGCCCAUGUAGUUAACCGCGCUAUGUUAGAGUUGUCGAGUUCGACCCGGUUCGCUUCACGCCGACGUCUUUCUUGUUCGCCGAGGCCGUCUGUAACAUUAUGUGUCGCUGCGGUGCGCCGCCGUUGGCGCUGGUCAAAAUCUAUCCUCGUCUCGAGACACCGAAUAGAACGAACGGAACCUGGCGCCGAGGUCGGACUGGCGACUGGCCUGCAAAACUAGCGUAGCUCCGUCAAACUGCGAGGGCUAGAAGGUAGAGCCGUGCGUAGGUACAGCGAGCGGAGAUCGACAACGAGCAGUUGGGUGGGCUUCGAGAGCAAAGUGAGCGGUCGCUUCUGCUGGCAGCAAGGUUGAUUUGACGCCCUGUGCUGGAUUGCAGUAUCCAGCCCCGAGGGCGCACAGGGCCUGCUAGGCUGAGUGUUAUUUAAUGAUGUUGUGUUACAUAUGUAAAUAGUUAGUGUCUUGUGUAAAUAAACGAUGUGGUACUGUG
Molecule: messenger RNA, 3279 nt
Organism: Amphibalanus amphitrite
Lineage: Eukaryota; Metazoa; Arthropoda; Thecostraca; Balanomorpha; Balanidae
Product: angiopoietin-related protein 3-like
Exons: 10
Coding region: 338-2446 (702 amino acids)
Source: RefSeq, a predicted model, not a curated record